AUGCCGAGCUCUCAGAUGGUCUUGGCCGAACAGCAUCAACGACCCCCGAAGCCCAAAGUCGCCAAGGACAAAGCUGUGUUCCAACCCGGUCCCAUCCAAGGAGAACUUCGCUAUCCUCCUCAUGAGGAUCGCACUCCUUUCCUGGAAGAAGAGCAUCGCAAAGCAAAAUUGACCCCAUACGGCAAUAUCGCUGAUUAUCCUCGCCAUAUCCCAUACCAGAGCGAGAAGAAGACAUUCUUGACGCAAACUGGACGAGACUGCUUCCAUGUUUUCCAAUACACCUUCCAGCGCCCUGGCGUGGAUGCAGAGCCGUGGACUGUCACUUGGGACUACAACAUCGGUUUGGUGCGCACGACUCAUCUGUUCAAGUGUCUGGGUCAUGCAAAGACUGCACCGGCGCGUGUGCUGAACAACAAUCUUGGACUCCGUGAAAUCAGUCACAGCAUUACCGGGGGCUCACUUGCAGCGCAAGGCUAUUGGAUGCCAUUUGAGGCAGCCAAGGCCAUCGCCGCUACUUUCUGCUGGGAGAUUCGUUUCCUGCUCACUCCGAUCUUUGGGCUGGAUUUCCCGGAGCUGUGCGUUCCCCCCGACGAUCAUUUCAACUUCAAUCGAAUGAUCAUCGAUCCCCGGAUCGUCCAAGAGGCAGCAGAGCUUUCGCGUCGCUACAGACUCCUUGAGCGCCUUCCUACUACCCAAGAACCGUCCCCUCUACCGCCCCGUCACCUUCCAAUCCUCCAAAACCAGUUCACGCGACCCGUCCUGAUCCUCAACGCAGAACAGUGGGACUCGUCCUCCGUCUCAAGCAGAGUGGCUCGACACAGAUACGACGACAGUGCCAGCAGCAUGCGCGGCUCUUCUUCUGAGCCGUACUCGGGCUCGCCCCAUAGCCCUGCGCACCAUGGCUUCACCCCGAUCAACCGGCCUCCUAGCUCGCACCCUGCUCUCAGCGAGUCUCGCAGCCUUCUCAAUGAGGCCUCUGCUCGCAGACUGGGUGCCCUGACACUGCGACUUGAUGGCAGCGACUCGGACGCAGAGUCGGUCCCUGUCCCUCGCUCCAACCCUCCUCGUCGCAAGUCGGACAUGAUCAAUAUGGCCGGCGUUGGCCGUGACUCCGCGGAUGCAGACUCGGAGCUCGGUGACGAUCUCUCCACCUCGCCAGACGAUAGCACUUUGAUGGAUGAGGAGGAAAACGAGGAUGAUGAAGAGUACCGUGGACCACGCCAUGCCAGGUCGUCUUUGAAGUAUGACGCUGUCCGUGAUACGAGCGUGACCAAGAGAUAUCCCUCACGCAACGGCAACGGCAACGGCAACAGUAACGGCAACGGUAACGGCAACGACCAUGCAGACGAAGAGCCCCAGAUCACGCCUCCUUCCAUUCGAAUUGGCCGGGAGAUCAGAGCCGCCCAUGCUCUGCUCCACAUGCAUAUGCAACGCGCUUCUUGCAGAAACAGUGAUGAUGAUUCUGACAAGAAUAACGAGCGAAGCCUGGAGCAGUCGGCCCCUGAGUAUUCUCUCGCCAGUUCCAAUCCCCGGAGCCGCAAACGCCGUCGUGUCUCGAUUUAA
This is a messenger RNA of Penicillium diatomitis, 1563 nucleotides long. RefSeq lists its product as uncharacterized. NCBI's taxonomy places the organism in Eukaryota, Fungi, Ascomycota, Eurotiomycetes, Eurotiales, Aspergillaceae. Gene Ontology annotation, cellular component: SBF transcription complex; MBF transcription complex. Bases 1 to 1563 code for a protein of 520 amino acids. The transcript has 4 exons. The record is from RefSeq and is a predicted model, not a curated record. Gene Ontology annotation, molecular function: DNA binding; transcription regulator activity.